AUGUCGGACGUUAAAGCGCAUGAGGAGGUGCAUGGCAUCUCCACUGCUCUUGAGGAUCCGGCUCGUGUUGUCGCCGGCUAUGGUGAAACUACCAAACGUCAGGGUGCAAAAACCAAAGAAGUCCACAAUGCGGAUCUGUUUGCUGCUAUUGAGGAGACAAAUAUCGAAAGAUGGAGCAAAGAAUCGCUUCAUUUGUACUUCUGUAUCUUCGUCGCUUUCUGCUGUGCUUGUGCAAACGGAUACGAUGGAUCUCUAAUGGGUUCUAUUCUCGCCAUGGAUCACUACCAAGAUGUCUUCAACACUGGUAUGGAUGGACCUAAGGUCUCCGUUGUCACUUCGCUCUAUACUGUUGGUUCUAUCGUCGCUACCCCGUUCAGUGCUGUUAUUUCCGACAAGCUUGGACGUCGCAAGUGCAUGUUCGUCGGCGCAUGGGUUAUCAUCAUCGGUUCCGUUAUAAUUGCUAGUGGCAUGACAUUGGCACAGUUCGUUGUCGGUCGCUUUGUUCUCGGUGUGGGAAUCCAGAUCAUGGUGGUCUCGGCCCCAGCUUACGCCGUCGAAAUCGCGCCACCUCACUGGCGUGGUCGUGCUGUUGGUUUCUACAACUGUGGUUGGUUUGGUGGUUCCAUUCCUGCGGCCGCUAUCACGUACGGUUGCAACUUUAUCGGCAACAAUUACCAGUGGAGAAUUCCCUUCAUCUGCCAGUGCUUCGCUUGCCUCAUUGUUAUUUGCUCCGUAUGGUUUAUCCCCGAGUCUCCUCGUUGGCUCAUGACCCAAGGACGUCACGAAGAGGCUGUUGCUUUCCUGACCAAGUAUCACGGCAAUGGCGAUCCUAAUGCCCGACUUGUUCGUCUUGAGGUCGAAGAGAUGAAAGAAGGUAUCCGCAUCGAUGGAAUUGAUAAGAGGUGGUGGGAUUACCGACCUUUCGUUACGACACACAGUGGUCGCUGGCGUUUCGCCCAAGUUAUCAUGAUUUCCAUCUUUGGACAGUGGUCUGGAAACGGUCUUGGUUACUUCAACGCAACGAUCUUCAAGGUUAUUGGAUACGAAGAGAGCUCUACACAAUUGUUGCUUAACCUGGUCAACUCCAUUGUUUCAGCCAUUGGCGCCCUGGCAGCCGUGGCUUUGACUGAUAAGAUGCGACGUCGCCCGGUGCUCAUCUUCGGUACUUUCGCAUGCGCUGUGGCUCUGGCAAUCAACGCCGGUAUUCUCCAGGAGGUUGCCAACCACGGGACAAUUGGAAAAUCUAAGGGUCAAGCUGCUCUGGCUUUCUACUACCUGUUCAAUGUCGUCUUCUCGUUCACCUACACUCCCCUCCAGGGUGUCAUUCCCGCCGAAGCGCUGGAAACUACUACUCGUGCUAAAGGUCUGGCUCUUUCUGGCUUUAUGGUGAGCAGCAUUAGUUUCAUCAGUCAGUUCGCGACGCCCAUUGGUAUGGCAAACAUCUCUACCAACUACUUCUGGAUUUUCGUCGGCUGGGACGUUCUCGAGUCUGUGUUCUGGUACUUCUUCUGUGUCGAAUCUCAAGGUCGAACCUUGGAAGAGUUGGAGUGGGUGUACCAACAGCCCAAUCCGGUUAAGGCAUCCCAGAAUGUGGACAAGAUUGUUGUGCAGAGUGAUGGUACUGUUACCGAAAAGAUUGAGGACGAUGUCUGA
Messenger RNA from Penicillium soppii, 1653 nucleotides. RefSeq lists its product as uncharacterized. The coding region runs from base 1 to 1653 and encodes 550 amino acids. The record is from RefSeq and is a predicted model, not a curated record. Gene Ontology annotation, molecular function: carbohydrate:proton symporter activity. Gene Ontology annotation, biological process: transmembrane transport; carbohydrate transport. The transcript has 9 exons. Gene Ontology annotation, cellular component: membrane. NCBI's taxonomy places the organism in Eukaryota, Fungi, Ascomycota, Eurotiomycetes, Eurotiales, Aspergillaceae.